Molecule: messenger RNA, 1668 nt
Organism: Pyrenophora tritici-repentis Pt-1C-BFP
Lineage: Eukaryota; Fungi; Ascomycota; Dothideomycetes; Pleosporales; Pleosporaceae
Source: RefSeq, a predicted model, not a curated record
AUGACGACAAAGAAUGGCUUCAAUUCUGAGGCCCAAUCGACUAUCCAGGUGCCGGAGGAGAAUAUCCCUGUUCCAGCAGAGGAAACCACGCUAGUUCUCAACGAGCAGACCAACUAUGUGCCGAAGAAAACUAUCAUCAUAAUCUUUUUGGCUUGUUCAACUGUCGAUCUGCUAGCAUUGAUGGAUCAAACGACACUCGCAGCCAGUUUGACCAUUGUAAGUAAAGAUCUCAACGCGAGUUCCGAACGCGCAUGGAUAGCAGGAGCGUACUUCCUGACAUCAACGUCAUUCCAACUUCUUUACGGGCGCCUUUCGGACAUCUGGUCUCGGAAGGUCUUAUUGCUCAUUGGCAUCUUCAUUUUCUUCUUUGGAUCGCUGGCAGCGUCAUUGGCACAGUCAGCCAUGCAGCUGAUCGUCUUCCGGGCGUUCAUGGGUGUGGGUGGUGGUGGCCUGAUGACGAUGGCUCAGCUUAUCAUCUCGGACAUCGUUCCGCUGCGGGAAAGAGGGAAGUAUCAAGGUAUCUUGGGCGCUGUUGUGGCACUGUCGAAUGGAAUCGGACCAAUUGUUGGCGGCGCAAUCGCUUCUCAGAGCCAUGACUCGUGGAGAUGGAUCUUCCGGUUGAAUUUGUUUAUAUCUAUUCUGACAACCGGAUGUGUCGUUUUCUUCAUGCCACUGAGAAAAGUCAAUGGCAACUGGAAACAAAAAGUAGCAGCCAUAGAUUUCUUUGGGGUCUUUCUGGCACUUGCCGGCUCAACACUUCUUGUGCUCUCUUUGACAUGGGCUGGCGGAGAAUACAAAUGGGAGUCGGUUCAGGUCAUUUGUAAUCUGGCAGCUGGCAUAAUCAUCUCAGCAUCCUUCAUCUGUUGGCAAUGGAAAGGCACUACCAUUCCAUUGAUACCGAUGGAAAUCUUCAAAUCGAGAGUCGUCAACGGUGCCUCCCUGACCAUGUUUGUGAACGGCUGGAACUUUCUUGUUCAAAUCUAUUACAUACCCUCGUUUUACCAGUUGGUGUAUGGAUACAGUGCUGUCAAAGCUGCAUCGCUGUUGCUGCCUAUCACGCUCACCCAAAUGAUACACUGGACGGGACGAUAUAGGGAGUGCCUGCUCGUGGGAUGGGGGAUUUGGGCAAUUGGUCUUGGACUGAUCUCUACACUCGACAGUCCUUCACUUGCACAGCAAGUAUGCUACGGCCUCCUCGCCGGCCUCGGUUUAGGAAACACAUUGCAGCCGUCGCUCAUUGCUGUGCAGGCGGGCACGGAGCGCAAGCACAUGGCUGUGGUCACUUCAACACGCAACUUUAUCCGUAACCUCGGUGGCACCCUUGGUCUGGCAAUCUCAGGCACGAUCAUCAACAACUCGGUCCGCUCAUCUCUAGAAUCAUUCAGCUUGAACAUUUCGCAGAUGUCACUUGCUCUCGAUUCGCCAGAUCUCUUUCGCCAUACGUUUGGAACGCAGCGUGCGGAAUUGGUCCGGAUUGCGCUUGCAUCAGCCUACAAGAGAGGUUUCCGUAUCAUUUUUAUCGUCGGCGCAGCAUUGAAUGCACUUGCCUUUGUCGCAGCUUGGUUUCUCAUGCCCCAGGUGGAGCUGAAUAGAGAGGACGAUGCUCAAUUGAAGGAAGAAGGAAAGAGAAGAGAGGAAGCUAAACAUGAGAAGUCAUCUUCAGCUUAG